Tetrahymena thermophila SB210 is the source of this 501-nucleotide messenger RNA. RefSeq lists its product as hypothetical. The transcript has a single exon. NCBI's taxonomy places the organism in Eukaryota, Ciliophora, Oligohymenophorea, Hymenostomatida, Tetrahymenidae. The record is from RefSeq and is a predicted model, not a curated record.
AUGCCUAUCAUGUAAAAUUAUGCUUUAUUGUAUUGGACUAGCCACCCAACAUAAAGCUUGAGAAAGCUCUGCACAGAAUGCUUUGAUGAUAAAUGCACCAACAUGCAUGGAUAUAAUAAUAAAGCCCGUUUAUUAUUAGAAUCUAGCUCGCUUCAGUACAAUAUGCAAAACCUAAUCAAACAAAAUAAAAUCUUUCAAAUCAAAAUAAAAACAACCAAUAAAAAAAUGAAUUUAAAAUUUAUCAAAAAAUAAGAAAUGAGGAAUAAUUUUUUUAAUUAGAAACUAACUUAAAGAUUUGAUGAGGAAAUUAAUUUUUACUAAUUUAAUGAAAAAAUAUUUUAAAAUUGUUUAUUAAUCAAUAAUUUAUUGUCAAAACAUCUUAAAAAAAUAUUAAAAAUCUAUAAAAAUAAAAAAAACUAUAAAAAAAUUAAAAUAUAUUUAAAACACCAUAAAAAAAUAAAAAAACCUUUAAAAAAUGAAUAAAAAAAUUAAAAAAUUUGA